Molecule: messenger RNA, 2906 nt
Organism: Cottoperca gobio
Lineage: Eukaryota; Metazoa; Chordata; Actinopteri; Perciformes; Bovichtidae
Product: cadherin-12-like
Exons: 12
Coding region: 1-2571 (856 amino acids)
Biological process (GO): homophilic cell-cell adhesion; calcium-dependent cell-cell adhesion; cell morphogenesis
Cellular component (GO): adherens junction; plasma membrane; catenin complex
Molecular function (GO): calcium ion binding; beta-catenin binding; cadherin binding
Source: RefSeq, a predicted model, not a curated record
AUGAUCACAAGGGAAUAUGCCACUCUGUUUCUGGUGGGCUCUUUUUUCCUGUUGGACUGCAGCUCACACAACCCCCUGCAGGCUCUGCUCCAGAGCAGAACUAAGGCUGGAGUGAUGUCAGCCAGGGGAGGGACUGGAAGUCAGACUGUGAGAGGAUCUUUGGGGGAAGUUACAUCAGUAGAGCGCAGGACGAGGCUCAGGAGACAUAUGAGGUCUAGAGUCCACCGUAUUAAAAGAGGAUGGGUGUGGAACCAGUUCUUUGUCCUUGAGGAGUACAUGGGAUCUGAACCACAGUAUGUUGGAAAGCUCCACACAGACAUGGACCAUGGAGACAAUGCAGUGAAGUACACUCUGUCAGGAGAAGGAGCUGGCUCCAUCUUCACCAUUGAUCAAAUCACAGGAGAUAUUCAUGCACUGGUGGGGCUUGACAGGGAGGAAAAGUCAUACUACACACUGAAGGCCCAGGCUGUUGACAUGUACACAGGCCUCCCUCUGGAGCCGCAGUCUGAGUUCAUCAUCAAGGUGCAAGACAUCAACGACAGCGAGCCACGAUUUCCUGAAGGUCCUUACAGCGCCAGCGUCCCCGAGAUGUCUCCGACAGGAACCUAUGUGACACAGGUGACUGCCAUGGAUGCCGAUGACCCCACAUACGGCAACAGCGCCCGUAUCGUCUACAGCAUCCUUCACGGCCAGCCAUACUUCUCUGUGGACCCCAAGACAGGAGUGAUCAGGACAGCUCUAGCCAACAUGGACCGUGAGGUGAAAGGGGAAUACCAGGUUCUUCUCCAGGCCAAGGACAUGGGAGGUCAGCUGGGGGGGCUGGCCUCCACCACCACCAUCAACAUCACUCUCAGCGACGUCAACGACAACCCACCGCGCUUCGCUAAGAGUAUUUUCCAUCUGCGGGUGCCAGAGUCCGCAUCCGUUGGCUCAGGAGUGGGGAGGAUUCGAGCCCACGAUAUGGAUGCUGGCAACAAUGCAGAGGUGGAUUACGCUAUUGUUCCAGGAGAUGAGGGAAACAUGUUCGACAUCAUCUCUGAUGGCCAAAGUCAAGAGGGAAUUGUAGUCUUGAAAAAGACUCUCGACUAUGAGACUAAGAAGUCCUACACCUUCAAGGUCGAGGCGUCCAACGCACAGCUGGACCCCCGUUUCCUCCACCUGGGGCCCUUCAAGGACUCAGCGACAGUCAAGGUGAAUGUCCUGGACAUAGAUGAGCCUCCUGUCUUCACCAAGCUCUCCUUCUCUAUGGACGUAUACGAGGACACUCUUCCAGGAACCAUCAUCGGCUCUGUGACGGCUCAAGACCUGGAUGCUAGCAGCAGUGCUGUCAGGUAUUCCCUGGAAUGGCAGACAGAGUCUGACAGCUGUUUUGACAUUGACACUCUUGAAGGAACCAUUUCCACUAAUGAAUACCUGGACAGAGAGUCAGCUGUUCAUCACAUUAUCACUGUAGUGGCAACCAAAGUCAACAACCCCGUGCUGUCCUCUAAAGUGUCAGUGACUGUCAAUGUCCUGGACGUGAACGAGUUCCCUCCUGAGCUGGCGCUUCCUUCAGAUACCUUUGUCUGUGAGAACUCCAGAGUGGGACAGGUGAUCCAGACGGUCAGCGCGGUGGACAAAGACCUUCCUCCUGUCGGCCAGAGGUUCUUCUUCAAGUCCCCCAAAGAGCUUCGCGACAGAAAUUUCACUGUUCGAGAUUUUGGAAACAACACCGCUGGCAUUGUGACUCGACGCACGGGGUUCCAGCAGCGGCUGCAGGAUGUUCAUGUUCUUCCUGUUGUGGUUGAAGACAGUGGUUACCCUGCCCAGAGCAGCACAGCCACCCUCACAAUCCGAGUGUGUUCCUGCGGGGCAGGAGGUUCGCUGCUGACCUGCUCCGCUGAGGCCAUUUUCCUGCCCGUGGGCCUCAGCACUGGAGCUCUGAUGGCUAUUCUGCUAUGUGUUGCUCUGCUGAUUGUCAUGGCAGCAUUAUACAUGGGCCAGAGGCGCCACAAAGAGAAAGAGACUCUGAUGACAUCAAAAGAGGACAUCCGUGAUAAUGUCAUUCACUAUGACGAUGAAGGCGGCGGCGAGGCGGACACUCACGCGUUCAACAUGGGCACUCUGUGCAACACACACUCACAGCGCACCAGCACUCACAGUAGCACCUCCAAGAAGGAGAAAAAUGGCUACGGAGACGGGGUUCUGCUGCAUCUCAGCACCCACUGUAACAAUAUCAGGUCACCUGAUAUCCACCGUCAAACAGCCAGUGUCAUUACUGCUGUAAACAAAAAGGCCCCUCUCCCUUCCCGUGGCAGAGUGACUGAGGGAGAUGCUGAAAUUAUCAGGGAGUUCAUCGCACAGCGGCUGGAGGAGAGUCAGCAGGGUUACGCUGCCCCGCCCUUUGAUUCACUGGCAACAUACGCAUACGAAGGUGACGGCUCGGUGGCCGGCUCGCUCAGCUCCAUAGAAGAGUCAUGGGUAAUUGACGAUUCAGGGGAUUUUAGCUCCCUUGGAGACUGGGGACAGUCUUUCAAAACACUGGCUAGCAUCCUGGACAAACUGCCGCCUACUGUGACCGAGGAGAGCUGAGAAGAAGCUGGACAGCAGAGACACUUUGGGAGUCCAUGUGGGAAUUUGCUUAUUUUUCUAGACAUGUUUUUUUUACUGUGAAAUAACUGGCUAUAAUGAUGUGAGGACUUUUUUGAAAACCGUCCAUGUGAAGUUGUUGAUUGGUUAACGAAAGAGAGAGAGAGAGAGAGAGAGAGAGAGAGAGAGAGAGAGAGAGAGAGAGAGAGAGAGAGAGAGAAGAAAUCUAGCUACAGGUGCAUGAACAGGUAAACUUGAUAGCUCCUCAAAUUGCCUGAGGUACUAUACGUUUACAUGUAUUUUAAUUUAUGUUACUUAAUAAAAAUAUCUUCAUCUGA